AGACUGGAUGUCCUAGGCUUCAUGUACCACCAAGUGUCCAACUGGCAUGUAAACAGCAUGGACUGACGGAGAUGUGCGUAGCAACAUGUAAAGAUAACUCAGUGUUUUUACAACAACAAGUUGAUCAAUAUACAUGUACAGGAAAUGGAACUUGGACUCCAUCAGACUUUAUACCAGACUGUGUCCUCGAUGGCUACAGUGAAUGUCCUAUAUGGAAAUACAAUGUUACCUGGACUCUAGUGCCUGAUGAAUGUGUGGGUAUACAGUGUGAUUGUGAAUUUACCUCACCUGUGGAAGAUGCACUCAACAAAAAACUAGCAAACAACACUGCUAAAGUUUCUGUGAUUAAAACUGUGUCCAGUAAUGUUAAUGGAGAGGUUGGUAUUGCGUUUGAAUCUGUCUGUUCUACCUUUUUAUGCCACCUGUAAAAAUUCUUUUGAGAGCACAUUAGUGCCCAAUUGUCCUUCAAACUUUCCAUCUGUCACACUCUUUCAUGAU
Ruditapes philippinarum (Manila clam) is the source of this 498-nucleotide messenger RNA. RefSeq lists its product as uncharacterized. The record is from RefSeq and is a predicted model, not a curated record. NCBI's taxonomy places the organism in Eukaryota, Metazoa, Mollusca, Bivalvia, Venerida, Veneridae. Bases 72 to 428 code for a protein of 118 amino acids. The transcript has 2 exons.